Molecule: messenger RNA, 2278 nt
Organism: Papilio xuthus (Asian swallowtail)
Lineage: Eukaryota; Metazoa; Arthropoda; Insecta; Lepidoptera; Papilionidae
Exons: 9
Coding region: 138-1922 (594 amino acids)
Biological process (GO): neurogenesis
Cellular component (GO): P-body; cytosol
Molecular function (GO): protein binding
Source: RefSeq, a predicted model, not a curated record
CAAUGUCAAGUGUCACUUCUAAAUUCCAAUAAAAAAUAAACAAUUCUAGUCUGUUCUUCCAAUUUGUUGUGUAUGACUGUAUACACUGAAAAUAGAAAUAUUGAUAAUUCAGUUGUAGAUAUAAAACAGAUCUUAAAAUGAGUGAUUGGCAAUUAGAAUGUACGGAAUUAAAGCAAAGAGGUGCAUAUCUUUUGCAAUCUGGCCAGUGGUCGGAUUGUACCUUCUUGGUGGGCACGGAGCCCCACCAAGUGGUGAUCUCUGGUCACAAAUUGAUCUUGGCGAUGUCGUCCCCCGUAUUCGAGGCCAUGUUUUACGGUGGGAUGGCGGAGAGGAAUGAACCUAUACCUAUUUUGGAUGUGCAAAUUGAAGCAUUUAAAGCAUUACUGGAAUACAUCUACACUGGUAAUAUAAACAUAAGUUCAUUUGACAAAGCAUGUGAGUUGUGCUAUGGAGCUAAGAAGUACAUGCUGCCGCAUCUUGUUAAGGAGUGUACCAGAUAUCUCUGGUCAGAUCUGUAUCCAAGAAAUGCUUGCAGAGCGUAUGAGUUUGCAAGGCUCUUUGAAGAAAAUGUCCUUAUGGAUAAAUGUAUACAGAUAAUUAGCACAAACACUAAAGAGGUUCUAAAUGACAACAGUUUUGAGGAAGUGGAAUUAAACACAGUUAUAACAGUAUUCUCCCUGGAUCAUCUGAAUGUUGACAGCGAACUUGAUCUAUUCGAAGCAGCUGUAAGAUAUGCUAAAGCAUUAGACAAAAGGACAACGGAGAGAAGUGUCAGUCCUCCCGCAGAAGUCGUAGAACCCCAAAAGAGUCCGGCACCAUCUACUUCUAACGAUCAAUCAGAGCCAAGUACCGCUGUAGUAACAAUUGAGCCAAAAGUAGUAAACAUAGAAAGUAGUGCAGAGAACAGUCCGGAAGCUGUAACAGAGGCUUGUCGGACAGACAGUGACCAGCCUGAGAUUGUGUCAGAUCCUGUACCUCCACCUGAAGAGCCUAAGAAGACGAGAGAUGGCAAAGAAAAACCGACAAUCCGCAGCGCAAUAGAGAAGAUAAGAUUCCUGACGCUUACACCUCAGCAGUUUGCUGAAGGUCCAGCUCGCUCCUCAUUACUAACAGAAUCUGAAGCGUUUGCGGUGCUCAUGAACAUCCUCUCCAGUAACUCGGAUGUGCCCAUGCCCAGAGGAUUCUCCACUUGCAGAGUGCCCAGAAAACAGCUGAUUGGUGGAGGACCUUCUUGUAAUAUGCCAACAUUCACGGUGGACACGCCAAGCCCCGUGUCCGUGGAACAGGCCUGGAACAUCCCCAUGCCCUGCUACAUGUACCAGCGUCCGCCACGACAUGACGCAAUGCGUCUUUCAUCAAUGGUGAACAACCAGUCUCUCUCGGGGCUGGGUGUGCCGGAGCCUGCGCUGGACCUCAACAAGAUCUACUGCCAGCGCCCGCUGAUACAUCACACUGACUGCAUGAACACCAGCAUCCUGGAUUGUUCGGCUACAUUCAUGGUUGAUAAGAACAUCUGUCUACUGGGCGUUCAGGUGCCAACGCAAGCCCCUAGUGAAGAGGCGGGCGGUACUAACUCUGGUGUGGUGGGUGGUGGUGCGGGUGGCGCGGGAAGUGCGGGCGGCUACUGCGAGCUGCUGUACGCUCACCUGCUGGAUGCGGACGGUGCUCGUCUGACUUACACGCACUAUACAGGCCGCGUACCAUACCGACAUCUGCUAGACAUUAUGUUCAACAGACCUGUAUAUAUACAGAGGAAUAAGGUAUACAAGGUUGGUAUAGUGUUCAACAAAGUUGGAUGGUACCCGAUGGGUCGGUGUGCUCAGCAAGUGGCCACUGACUCCGUCUUCUUCAACUUUGGUGUGGGUCAGAGCAGUGACUCUGUCCGGGAUGGGUUGAUACGAUCCAUUAUAUUCACCUAUUAACACGUAGUUGACACGGAUGAAGAGGUAUUGUGGAUAUACUGAACUGUUAACACAUUUAUUGCUAGCAAGUUUGUUUUCAUACUAAAUAAUAGUGGCAUAGAAUGUGUUAAGCGUAAACUAUGAUAUAAGAGUAAUUUAGUGAACCGUGUGACAAAAUCGUAAACUAAAAAUCCGUAGGAAAAUUACUGUAACAAUCAUAAAAACGUGUUGUUUCUUUAUUUUUCUCAGAUAAAGCUUAAGAUGAACUUUUUAUGUGAAUGUUUCAGUAUUAUAAACUGAUUGGUACACAAUUGUAAAUAUACCAAAAACACUUAUUAUGAAAUAAGGCACUGAAUAUCUUGUUAUUUAUUUUAAAA